AUGUCUUCCGACUGGGACCCGCUAGCCUUCAACCCGCCUUCUCAUUCGGAGGAACUCAAAGUGUCUUUCCCUCAAGAACAUGUCAUGCUUAUGACACUCAACCGUCCGAGGCACCUCAACGCCAUGACACCUCUACUUACCGCCAGCAUAGCUACCAUUUUAAAUUGGUUUGAUGAGGAACCCUCUCUGUGGGUGGUAAUCGUAACGGGCGAAGGCCGUGCUUUCUGUGCAGGAGCCGACUUGAAGGCCUGGCUUCACAAUCAGUCAAGUGGCACGGCAAAUGAACAAGAAAGUGUGGCUUCUUCCGUGCACGGAUUUGCAUCUAUCUCGCGUCGGCAUACUUCGUGCAAGCCUAUGAUCGCCGCAGUGAACGGGUCGGCUUACGGUGGCGGUGUCGAAAUGAUAUUAAACUGCGAUAUGGUCAUCGCAAGCGAAGACGCCGUGUUCGCACUUCCCGAAGUCAAGCGUGGUGUACUAGCGUCACAAGGAGUUAUUCCCAGGUUAGGGAGAGUUGCGGGACAUCAGCUUGCUUCUGAGAUGCUGCUCUUGGGAAAUACCAUCACUGCCAUUCAAGCUAGAGACAGAUUUCGUUUUGUCAACCUCGUCGUCGAAAAGUCGGCUGUCGUACCUACUGCUCUGGACAUCGCGCGACAGAUCAUCAUGAACUCUCCUGACUCCGUACAGAGUUCAAAGGAAGGUCUUGUGCUUUCGCAGAAACACCAUUUCGAACAAGCUGUGCAAACUCACUCGAUGAGUCUCGUGAGUAAACGCCUGUACCACGGCGCGAAUAUCAGGGAGGGCCUGGCGGCUUUCUCGGAGAGACGCAAACCUAGGUGGUCGAAUCCCGCGAAACUAUGA
This is a messenger RNA of Suillus fuscotomentosus, 858 nucleotides long. RefSeq names its product ClpP/crotonase-like domain-containing protein. Gene Ontology annotation, cellular component: mitochondrion. Bases 1 to 858 code for a protein of 285 amino acids. NCBI's taxonomy places the organism in Eukaryota, Fungi, Basidiomycota, Agaricomycetes, Boletales, Suillaceae. Gene Ontology annotation, molecular function: enoyl-CoA hydratase activity. The transcript has 8 exons. Gene Ontology annotation, biological process: fatty acid beta-oxidation. The record is from RefSeq and is a predicted model, not a curated record.